Molecule: messenger RNA, 3357 nt
Organism: Grus americana (Whooping crane)
Lineage: Eukaryota; Metazoa; Chordata; Aves; Gruiformes; Gruidae
Gene: ACVR2B
Product: activin A receptor type 2B
Exons: 12
Coding region: 279-1817 (512 amino acids)
Biological process (GO): cellular response to growth factor stimulus; activin receptor signaling pathway; protein phosphorylation
Cellular component (GO): plasma membrane; activin receptor complex
Molecular function (GO): ATP binding; activin binding; activin receptor activity
Source: RefSeq, a predicted model, not a curated record
CUCGCUCCGCGCCCCGCGCAGCCCGCGAUGCCGCGGCGCGGCGCGGCGCGGCCCGCCGCCACCACCAGCCCCCCGCCGCCGCUCCGCGCCCCCUCCGCGGGCUCUUGCCUGCCGCUCAGCAGCCGCCCUGGAUGCGGGGAUUUUUUUCUUCUUUUUUAAGGGAGAGAGAGGGCAGAGCCUCGCUUCUCCCCCCUUCUUUCACUCUCUCGAUAUUUUUAUUUUUAUUUUUGUUUCCCUUGGGGAUAGAGGGGCACACGAGGAAAAAAAAGUAAAGGAAUAUGAUUGCUUCGUGGCUGACUUUCGCCUUGCUUUGUGGAACUUUCUGUGCAGGACCAGGCCAUGGGGAGGCUGAGACAAGGGAAUGCAUUUACUACAACGCCAACUGGGAGUUGGAGAAGACCAACCAGAGCGGCGUGGAGCGCUGCGAGGGGGAGAAGGACAAGCGGCUCCACUGCUACGCCUCCUGGAGAAACAACUCGGGAUCCAUCGAGCUGGUGAAGAAAGGCUGCUGGUUAGACGACUUCAACUGUUAUGACAGGCAGGAGUGCGUAGCCACAGAAGAAAACCCCCAAGUGUUUUUCUGCUGCUGUGAGGGCAACUAUUGCAAUGAGAAGUUUACCCAUUUGCCUGAAGUCACCGGCCCAGAAGUCAUCUAUGAGCCGCCGCCACCAACGCCCUCCCUGCUCAACAUCCUGGUGUACUCGCUGCUCCCCAUCGCUGUCCUCUCCAUGGCCAUCCUCUUGGCUUUCUGGAUGUACCGUCACCGCAAGCCUCCCUACGGGCAUGUCGACAUUAAUGAGGACCCCGGCCCGCCACCCCCUUCUCCCCUGGUUGGCCUAAAGCCUCUGCAGCUCCUGGAGAUCAAGGCGAGGGGACGCUUCGGCUGCGUGUGGAAGGCUCAGCUGAUGAACGACUACGUAGCAGUGAAAAUCUUUCCUAUUCAGGAUAAGCAAUCUUGGCAGAGCGAGAGGGAGAUUUUCAAUACUCCUGGCAUGAAGCAUGAAAACCUUUUGCAAUUUAUCGCAGCGGAGAAAAGAGGGACAAACCUAGAGACAGAGCUCUGGCUGAUCACAGCUUUCCACGACAAGGGCUCUCUGACGGAUUACCUGAAGGGCAAUAUUAUCAGCUGGAAUGAGCUCUGCCAUGUUGCAGAAACGAUGGCCCGUGGCUUGUCCUACCUUCAUGAAGACGUCCCUUGGUGCAAAGGUGAAGGACACAAACCUGCUAUAGCACACAGGGACUUCAAGAGUAAAAAUGUCUUGCUGAAGAACGACUUGACGGCAGUGCUAGCCGAUUUCGGACUAGCUGUACGGUUUGAACCUGGAAAACCUCCAGGGGACACUCAUGGACAGGUGGGAACGAGGAGGUAUAUGGCUCCCGAAGUGUUAGAGGGAGCAAUCAACUUCCAACGAGACGCCUUCCUGAGAAUAGACAUGUAUGCAAUGGGACUGGUGUUGUGGGAGCUAGUCUCCAGAUGUAGAGCAGUUGAUGGUCCAGUGGAUGAAUACAUGCUGCCUUUCGAAGAAGAAAUAGGUCAGCACCCAUCCCUUGAGGACCUGCAAGAAGUGGUGGUUCACAAGAAGAUGCGCCCCGUGUUCAAGGAUCACUGGCUGAAACACCCCGGCUUGGCGCAGCUCUGCGUGACCAUCGAAGAGUGCUGGGACCACGAUGCGGAGGCUCGGCUCUCGGCGGGCUGUGUCGAGGAGCGCAUUGCGCAGAUCCGCAAAUCCGUAAACGGCACUACCUCGGACUGCCUCGUCUCCAUCGUGACGUCCGUCACCAACGUGGACUUGCCGCCCAAAGAGUCUAGUAUCUAAGUCCUGGUUCACUUUUGUCUUUCCAGACUCAGUGGAUUUAAAAAAAAAAAAAAAAAAAAAGGAAAAAAGUUAAAAAAAAAAACCACACACAAAAAAACAAAAACACAAAAAUCCAACAAACACAUGAAUGCAGCUGCUAUUUUAUCUUGACUUUUUAUUAUUAUUGUUAUUAUUAUUAUUAUUAUUUUUUUGGAUUGGAUCAAUUUUACCAGCACAUUGCUCUACUGUAUUAAAAAAUGGACAUUUCAGCAAGCAUUCAGGUGCCGACUAAUGAAUGCAGAAAAGGUGCAGGUACCUCAGAACCUCAACAAACUCACUUCAGUUGUUUUUAUUUUAUUCAGUUUUCUGGGUUUCUCUUUAUUGGUCUGUCUUCUGAGCGGAGCAUCUGUGACAUAAAGGAAAACCACCUACCAUCUUAGAAAACGCAAUGCUGCAAACUGUGGAGGAAACUUAAGACUGUUAUAUAAAGAAUACACCUUCCUCAAAAGGAUUUUUUUCCCCAUUUUGUUUUGGUUUUGGGUUCAGUUUCUUUUUUUUUUUUUUUUUGGAAGUGAGCUUCAAAAAAAAACAGCAGAUGUGUCUUUUACGGAUCUAACGGGUGUCAUUGUAACAUGGAAAAAAAAAAGUAACUGGGCAGAGAAUGUUAAUUCUUGAUGGUAGAGUUGAAGGGGGGAGUGUAGAAUAGGGGUGGGGAGAGUGACGUUGGACUUGGCAGCAUUUGUGGAAACAUCAUUUGCUAUGGAGCUACUUCUCAGGUAACCAUUAGAGGAGGGGAAGGACAUUUCUGGGCAGAGUAUUAACGGCUGCAGCGUAUGGAGAAAGCUGAGUUAAAGAGCCAGUGGUUGUAAGCAAGGCGCUAGUUCUUUCUUCCUCCAGUGUCUCGGGCUCGGGUGGGAAAAGAACGAAGCAGAACUAUAAUUACCUUUUAUUUUCGACUCCAGACAGUAAUGGGAAGGAUGCUUUUAAGCAGUGUAAUUGGAAGAGGUGGGCAAGUGUGUUCUCAGAAGCACUUUGGUAAAAUACUGGAAGACUGGAAAAUUUUUGCAUCUCGCUUUAAGCGCGAGUCAGUUCAGGAAAUUCAGCCUUGGGGUUGAUUAUCUGUCAGCCCAAGCUACUGGUGCAGAUGGUGAGGAAAAGUGUGAAAACUGGCUCUAUAAUUUUUAUUUUUUUUUUUUCCCUUCUUAGUUUGGGGUUGGGAGGGGGUGUGGAAAUACCUGAACCAUUGGCAGAUGGCUCCUGUAGCAUCCGAGAAGCCUAUGAGCUGCCCAGUGUCAGGAUGCAGAGGCAGCGGAGCAGUAGCAGUGAUUUAGUGCAGCAUCUCUCCAACUGGUUUCUUUGACGCUGCUUUCUCCUUACUCUGUGACGAAACUCUUUUGUCUUAAAGUGGUGCAUAUUCUAAGAUACCGUUACUCUUAUUAUGCCAUAAACUCGCUCUAGUCAGUGAAUGUUCCUAAUGCUGCUGAUUCAACAUUGAAAUAUUUUUUUAAUUUGCAAAACAUGCAAUGUUUAAAAAAAAAAAAACUUUAAAAAAAAAAACAAA